AUGUCGCAAACGUAUAAAUCACCAGGAAGUAGCGAUGGUGGUGAAUUCUUUCUCUCUUCCCCAGAUACCGACAACAACCAGGUGGCGGGUACCGAUCCAGCUCCUUCACCAAGGCAAAUUCAUGGCCUGUCCUGGGCCAUGGUCGUGAUCGCAAUCCUUUCCAGCAUCUUUCUCUAUGCUUUGGACAAUACUGUUGUUGCUGAUGUAACACCUGCUGCAGUAAAUGAUCUUGGAGACAUUGCAGAGCUGCCGUGGCUUUCAGUUGGAUUUCUCCUCGGUGGUACGGCUGUGGUCUUACCUUUUGGCAGAUUAUAUGGGCUUUUUAAUGCGAAAUGGCUUUACAUUUUGUCUUCUGUGCUCUUCAACAUUGGCUCAGCCCUCUGUGGCGCAGCUCCUACUAUGAAAGCCCUCAUCGUUGGCCGUGUUCUGGCUGGGAUGGGCGGCAACGGCAUGUAUUUGGGAGUUAUGACCCUCCUGUCCGUCAACACGUCUGAUAAAGAAAGGCCAGGCUAUCUAAGCUUCGUGGGCUUAAUCUGGGGCAUUGGCACUGUCCUUGGACCAGUGGUUGGCGGCGCUUUUGCAGAAUCGAAGGCCACAUGGCGAUGGGCCUUUUAUAUGAACCUGUGUGUAGCAGCGCUUUUCGCGCCUGUUUAUAUUUGGCUGAUUCCUUCAUUCAAACCACGACCUGGGGUCAAAGUUGUUAGUCUGCUUUGUGCAUUCGACUUCUUUGGUACCAUCCUAAGUGUCGGUGCCAUCAUGUCCCUUUUCAUGGCCAUCAACUUUGGCGGUGCGCUGUAUGCAUGGGGAAGUGGCCAAACAAUUGCCCUAUUCAUCACGUCGGGCGUAUUGUUUCUUGGCUUCGGCAUUCAGCAGCACCUGUCACUAUUCACCAGUGGGACUGAUAGAAUAUUUCCCUGCCAAUUUCUAGGCAAAUUUAAUGCCGUACUCUUGUAUAUCUGUGCGUCGGCAAUCAACACCUCCGCGUUCGUCCCCAUUUAUUAUAUCCCUCUAUACUUUCAAUUUACUCGUGGUGACGACGCUAUCAAAUCGGCAGUCCGCUUACUGCCAAUGAUUGUCACUUUAAGCGUGCUUAUACUCUGCAAUGGCCACCUAAUGUCAAAGUUCGGCUACUUUCAGCCAUGGUAUACGGCUGGAAGUGUGUUAACAGUCAUCGGCGGAGCUCUACUCUAUCGAAUUACACCACAAACAUCCUCUGCUAGUGUUUAUGGCUUUGAGGUAUUGGUUGGUGCCGGGACAGGGUGUUUUGUUCAAGCUGGAUAUGCUGUGAUACAGGCUGUGGUAUCUCCAACCGACCUAGCAUAUGCCAUCAGUUUCAUGAUGCUCGCCCAGCUUGGCGGAAUUGCACUCGGUCUGUCCAUUGCGGGAUCCAUCUUCAUCAAUAAGUCGCUAGCUGGUCUUUCGUCGGUUCUACCCGACAUACCUCGGUCACAGCUUCAGUUUGCAAUUGCGGGCACAAGUGGUGACUUUAUCAGAUCUCUUCCGGAUGCACUCCGUGACCAAGCAAUUGCGUCUAUCGUGGUGGCCCUUCGGAGUGUAUUCGUGCCUGUCUUUGUGGGAGGCGCAGUCUGUUUAGUCGUUUCGGUUUUCUUCACGCAACGAAAACUCUUCAAGGACGUCCAAGCAAUCGCCGCAUGA
Molecule: messenger RNA, 1656 nt
Organism: Trichoderma harzianum CBS 226.95
Lineage: Eukaryota; Fungi; Ascomycota; Sordariomycetes; Hypocreales; Hypocreaceae
Exons: 8
Coding region: 1-1656 (551 amino acids)
Biological process (GO): transmembrane transport
Molecular function (GO): transmembrane transporter activity
Source: RefSeq, a predicted model, not a curated record